AUGGCAACCCGCGGGCUGCUGCUGGCUUCCUGGGCUCUCGUUGCGGCUUUGCAGUUGCAGACUGAUGCGAGGCCCGCGCCCUACGGGGUGAAGUUGUGCGGCCGCGAAUUCAUCCGUGCGGUCAUCUUCACCUGUGGGGGCUCACGAUGGCGCCGGGCAGACAUCUUGGCCCAGGACACUCUGGGGGACUUCUUCCCUGAUGCAGAAGCCAAUACCGACAACCUAGCGAGCGAACUGGACGAAGCCGUGGCCUCCAGCGAGUGGCUGGCCCUGACCAAAUCCCCCCAGGCCUUCUAUAGCGGCAGGCCCAGCUGGCAAGGGUCGUCUGGAGCGGUUCGGGGCAGCAGAGACGUCCUGUCUGGCCUUUCCAGCAGCUGCUGCGAGUGGGGCUGUAGCAAGAGCCAAAUUAGUAGCUUGUGCUAGGACCCCGGUGGGGCGAUGAGGAAGCGGCCGGGUGCCUACAAUCCACUGUGCACGCUCACAAGCAUUCCUCCAGGCAAGGCAUUGAAGACUCCGCGGUCUCCUCACAGACCCUCUGCUCCGAGCCACACCCCUACCCAGCCGAACAGAAACUUGAUCUUCAAGGCCGAGUUCUUCCCCUCCCCAACCCCAGUCCCAGGGAGCCCGACUGCAGCCAGGUGCCCACCUACCCAAACUGACCACACUGAACAAUGUCUGAUCCUAAUUGCCCCCUUUGUUCCCCAGCCAGUGCAACCUGCCCCCUACUCCUUCAGUCCCCACCCCAAAGCACUCUGCUGCUGACACCAGGACUGGGGACACGGGGUCCCCAAUACUCAGACUUUCCCACCACAAAAUAAAGGUUCAGUUCUGAGCA
Molecule: messenger RNA, 835 nt
Organism: Mesocricetus auratus (golden hamster)
Lineage: Eukaryota; Metazoa; Chordata; Mammalia; Rodentia; Cricetidae
Gene: Rln3
Product: relaxin 3
Exons: 2
Coding region: 1-423 (140 amino acids)
Cellular component (GO): extracellular region
Molecular function (GO): hormone activity
Source: RefSeq, a predicted model, not a curated record